Eutrema salsugineum is the source of this 718-nucleotide messenger RNA. Its product is annotated as 40S ribosomal protein S20-1. Gene Ontology annotation, molecular function: RNA binding; structural constituent of ribosome. Gene Ontology annotation, cellular component: ribosome; cytosolic small ribosomal subunit. The transcript has 4 exons. NCBI's taxonomy places the organism in Eukaryota, Viridiplantae, Streptophyta, Magnoliopsida, Brassicales, Brassicaceae. The record is from RefSeq and is a predicted model, not a curated record. Bases 125 to 496 code for a protein of 123 amino acids. Gene Ontology annotation, biological process: translation.
AGUUAUAACCUAACAGCGUCUCCCUCCCACAAAGUUCGUCGCCCAGUUUCUUCAUCAACUCAGCGGCUCGUGUCUCCUUUCUUCUCUGCUUAAGGAACUUGAAAAAGAAAAGUAGGAGAAAGCUAUGGCGUACGCACCACCGAUGAAGCAAGGAAAGACAGGAUUUGAGGAGCCACAAGAGCAGAUUCACAAGAUUAGAAUCACUCUCUCCUCCAAGAACGUCAAAAACCUUGAAAAGGUGUGCACUGACUUGGUUCGUGGAGCUAAAGACAAGAGAUUGAGAGUUAAAGGACCAGUGAGGAUGCCAACUAAAGUUCUCAAGAUUACCACAAGAAAAGCUCCUUGUGGUGAAGGAACCAACACAUGGGACAGGUUCGAGCUGCGUGUACACAAGCGUGUGAUUGAUCUCUUUAGCUCUCCUGAUGUGGUGAAGCAGAUCACUUCCAUCACCAUUGAGCCUGGUGUUGAGGUCGAGGUCACCAUUGCUGAUUCUUAGAUGCAUGUGGUUUUAUUUUACAAAUUGUCUUUGAAUUCCCAACGACAUCUCUCCUUUUUGCUAUAAGGUUUCAGACUCGGGUGUUUCCUUCCUAAAUAUGUUGUUAUUGCAAUUUUAAUUUUGUUGAAACAUCUUAUUUUGGUAGUCUUUUUAUAAUUUUUGCUAAAGCAUUUGGUCUUUAUACUACUUAAACACUUAAAAUACAACUUGGAUUUAUUCACU